AAGCGCGACAAGGAAGUAACCAUAAAAUUUACGCAAGGUGUAAAGCAGAGCACUAUUCCGAAGUUCUUACCGGGCUUCUCCCAGUUUUCAGCUGCGAAAAUGAAGUUUCUUGUCUGUCUGGUGUUCUUUGUCUCCGCGGACUUCACUUCAGGCCAGUCGACCGUCCAAGGGAUGCACAGUUGUUCGGCCCAAGGCCCGCCAGGUCUGCCCGGGAGGGACGGUCGGGAUGGCCGAGACUGUCCCUGUGGAACAAAAGACACACAGAUAAGUGAACUGCAAAGCAAGUAUCAGGAGCUGAGAGACCAGACGUCAGGCCUAAGGCAACAGAAUGAAGAUCUUGAGCAGAGGCUGUCAGUCCUUGAGGACCGCAUCGGGAACAAAACUCAGUCUGACUCAGCAGGUUAUCCGCCAUCCAGCUGCACCGAAGUAGCAGAAAGAAGUGGAAUUCAUGACCAGGCUUUCUACAUGAUCGACCCAGACGGACCCGGACGUGGGGUUCUGCCGAUGGUUGUUCAGUGUGAUCUUCAGGGAGAAACACCAAUUACGCUGAUUAGCCACGACAGCGAGGCCCGCACACAUGUGAAAGGGUUUAAAGGUGCAGGAAGCUACUCCAAGGAUGUGACAUACUGGAACAGCAUGGAACAAGUGAGAGCUGUGGUGGACCAGUCAAGCUCCUGCAAACAGCACAUCAAGUAUGAAUGCUAUGGUUCAGUGAUCUGGGAUGGCAGCACACCUUACGCCUGGUGGGUGACUUGGGACGGUCGCCAGGCUGACUACUGGGGAGGUGCCAGUCCUGGGAGUGGAAAAUGUGCCUGUGGGCAAACAGGCGCAUGCUCUGGUAGCUGCUACUGUGACGCCAAUGAGAACACAUGGCGUGAGGAUUCUGGGUUCCUGUCUCACAAGAAUGACCUGCCGGUCACCCAGCUCAGGUUCGGGGAUACCGAUGAUGCUCCGAGUGAAGCAGGCUUCUACGCCCUGGGAAAACUCAUCUGCUAUCCCUGAGUCUAUGUGCCAGGGCUCGAAAUACUGGGUGCAUGUGCUGUAGAUGUAGCAAGUGAAGGAUUACCAUAUACAUUGUAUAUGAAUGUGUUUGAGUAAGAAUAAGCAGAGCAGAACUUUGUAAGGCUAGACCAUGUAAAGGUAAACAUUAUGCAUUUGCUUUGCAAAUAUUAAUGAUACCUUUCUAGCCAGGCAUUAUAUUAGCAGUAAAUGAUACAAGGCCUAAGGUGUCAAUGGUGACGGAAGUGUUACAUUUAACAGAAAACGUGUUAUAUUUCAAACCAAAGAAAAGAGUGGUUUGUGGACUUGAUGUUUGUUUUGUCUACAUUUAUUUGGUUUUUGUGUUGUCAAAGAUUUUCUCAUUCAUCGUAUAACAGGUAGUGGCAUGUAAUGCAUUGUACAUACAGCAGCUCAACUCAUUGUUAUUUUGUGUUUGCCGAAAUAAAUAAUGGA
This is a messenger RNA of Branchiostoma belcheri (Belcher's lancelet), 1452 nucleotides long. RefSeq names its product contactin-associated protein-like 2. The transcript is spliced from 7 exons. NCBI's taxonomy places the organism in Eukaryota, Metazoa, Chordata, Leptocardii, Amphioxiformes, Branchiostomatidae. The record is from RefSeq and is a predicted model, not a curated record. The coding region runs from base 100 to 1002 and encodes 300 amino acids.